UUAGGCAGCCUGCGCCUUUAAAGGGGCGGAGCCGCGCUCGUUGUGGCGGAGUGGGAUUGGCCGAGCGGAGUCCCCGGAAGUGACGCGACGCGAGAGGCCCACGUGUGCGAUCGCAGCCCACAUGGCGGUGCUAGUGAAGAGGGUGCUGCUGGCGCGGAGGCUGCGGGCGGCUUCGGGCGACCCCACGGGACGGCGUGAGGCCAGUCUGGGCAUUGAUCCCGGGGCGGCGGUGCGAGUGCGCUUCGCCCCCAGCCCCACAGGUUUCUUGCACCUGGGCGGCCUCCGCACUGCCUUAUACAAUUACAUCUUCGCCAAGAAACACCAAGGGAGCUUCAUCCUGAGACUGGAAGACACAGACCAGACCCGCCUUGUGCCUGGGGCCGCCGAGAAUAUUGAGGACAUGCUGGAGUGGGCAGGCAUCCCUCCUGAUGAGAGCCCCCGCCGGGGCGGCCCUGUGGGGCCCUACCUCCAGUCCCAGCGGCUCGAGCUCUACGCCCAGGCGACAGAGGCUCUGCUGAAGACUGGGGCUGCCUACCCCUGCUUCUGCUCAACGCAACGGCUGGAGCUCCUGAAGAAGGAGGCCCUGAGGAACCGCCAGACACCCCGCUAUGACAACCGCUGCCGCAGCCUCAGCCCCACACAGGUGGCCCAGAAGCUGGCCGAGACCCCCAAGCCCGCCAUCCGCUUCCGACUGCAGGAGGAGGCGGCACCCGCCUUCCGGGACCUGGUGCACGGCUGGACGCGGCACGCCGUGGGCAGCGUGGAGGGGGACCCGGUCAUCCUGAAGAGCGACGGCUUCCCCACCUACCACCUGGCCUGCGUUGUGGACGACCACCACAUGGGCAUCAGCCACGUGCUGCGGGGCUCCGAGUGGCUGGUGUCCACCGCCAAGCACCUGCUCCUCUACCAGGCCCUGGGCUGGCAGCCGCCGCGCUUCGCCCACCUGCCCCUGCUACUCAACCAGGACGGCAGCAAGCUCUCCAAGCGGCAGGGCGACAUCUUCCUCGAGCACUUUGCCGACGCCGGCUUCCUGCCCGAGGCCCUGCUCGACAUCGUCACCAACUGUGGCUCGGGUUUCACAGAGAACCAGAUGGGCCGCACCCUGCCACAGCUGAUUGAACAGUUUGACUUGACCCGAGUCAUCUGCCACUCAGCCCUCCUGGACCUGGAUAAACUUCCAGAAUUCAACAGGCUGCACCUCCUCCGCCAAGUGAGGAGUGAGACUCAGCGGCGCCAGCUGGUGGGGGAGCUGCAGGCGCUGGUGGAAGCAGCCUUGGGGGACCAGCUGCAGGACCCUGGUGUCCUGGACCCCGCCUACCUGGAGAGGAUCCUCCUGCUGAGACAGGGCCACUUCUGCCGCCUGCGGGACCUGGUGUCCCCGGAGUACUCCUACCUGUGGACGCGGCCCGCGGUACGUCGGGUGCAGCUGGACGCCCUCUCGGAGAAGGCGGAUGUGAUUACCAAGGGGGUGCUGGGGCUGUUAGAUGAGGUGGCCUUGACCCAGGACGUGCUGAAUAGAGAACUGAAGAAGCUGUCAGAAGGCCUGGCAGGCACCAAGCACAGCCACGUGAUGAAGGUCCUCCGGGUGGCGCUCAGCGGGCAGCUGCAAGGACCCCCUGUAGCUGAGAUGAUGGUCACCUUGGGACCCAAGGAAGUCCGGGAACGGAUACAGAAGGUGCUUUCCAGCUAGAGAGACGAUGCACAGGGCAGUGGAGGUGACCGAGGGGCCCGUGCAGCAGGGGGAAGCUGCCCCCGGAGAGGAGAAGAGCAGACGGGACCCUUCCGGAAGCUCGUGGAAGGAACUGGAGUCUGGAGUGCAGGAGUGCGUCUGUGGCUUCACCCCAGGGCCCCCCCCCCCCCAACUGACCAAGGAAUUGCACCUCCACCCCUUCAUUGACUCUGAAAGGGAGACCACCACAGCCCUGAUUUCUGAUACCAGGUUACACAGAAGCGGGUUUGCAGAACAUUUCAGAGGACCCGGAUGUUAGUCUGCACAGGCUGCCAUUAAAAACUCCCGCAGACUGGA
Messenger RNA from Erinaceus europaeus (western European hedgehog), 2026 nucleotides. RefSeq names its product glutamyl-tRNA synthetase 2, mitochondrial (gene EARS2). The record is from RefSeq and is a predicted model, not a curated record. The transcript is spliced from 9 exons. Bases 122 to 1690 code for a protein of 522 amino acids. Gene Ontology annotation, molecular function: ATP binding; zinc ion binding; tRNA binding. NCBI's taxonomy places the organism in Eukaryota, Metazoa, Chordata, Mammalia, Eulipotyphla, Erinaceidae. Gene Ontology annotation, biological process: glutamyl-tRNA aminoacylation.